ACAGUAGAUUACAAUCGAUUUUCCACCGCCAUAGUUGAGAAAGGAAACGACGAUUACCUUAAAUACCCACCGCCAUGGUGGAAAAGGAAACGUAUAUAAAAGCCUAAGCGACGCCAAAAAAAGGUACAAUGGUCUUGUAAAUAGUUAUCCGGAUUUAAUUUUUGGAGCGGUGAGUUUGGACAGCGUGAUAUAAAUAGAAACUUUGUAAUUAAUCUCUUCGGUCUAGGUCUAGACUUGAUUUUCUUCUAGGUCUAGACCGUUCUGCUUCACUGGGUACUUCUUCUGCAGGCCGCUGCUUCGAAUCCAGCUCAACCCUAACAUUCUUUUGUGAUGGCUGAAAUAAGGAUGGAGGACUUGGCGACUGCAUACCCACUUGUGUAUUUUGACGGAGAUCAGAAAUAUGAUAAAGGACAUGUUGGAGUCCAUUCUUUGUUAGCAUACAGGCGGUUUCAGGUCAUGGUGACUCAGUUGACGGGAAUUCCUCCCAAUCAGCAGUCUAUUGCCUUCAUUUGCAGACGGUCAAAGCGGCAGAGAUUGCCUGUGAAUGAGAAUACGAAUUUUGGCAUAAUUUUGAACCAGCACAAUCCUAACAGAGAGAAGGAUUGUUAUUUCUUGGUGUCUGUGAAGAAACCUAAGAAGGACAAGAAGGGAGGCAGAGGAGGAGGAGGAUGGAAGCGUAAUGGCGAUGCAGAGUACCUGCACGAUGAAUAUGAUGAAUCUGCAUCAUCCAAGGGUGAUAUUUCUCCACGUGAUGAACGCCCCGGCGUAGAAGAGAAGGCGAAGUUUGGCAGAAGCAGGGGCAAGCCGGAGAAAACAAUUUUACGGCGAGAUUCUUCAGCCAAUCCCAGGUUUCAGGCAACAAUGGGAAUGAAUGGCCCAGGUGGCAAGAAUGCUAGUUAUGAAGACUGGCCUAACCUGUCUUCAAAAUUUCCACCAAAUGACGUUUUCGAAGAUACACAGAGGUGGUCUUCAAAACUGCAAUACAAUGAUGGUUUUGAGGACUGGAUGCUCCAAUCUUCAAAACUCCCAUCAAACCAGUUACAACAGGAUGAAACCAGCUUGAUGGGUCUGUAUUACAAUUACAGUUCCAAUUCUGCUAGAGGGGCUGUCCGAGCGUACUAUCCUCAGGGUAAUCAAUAUAUGCCUGAUUCUGUGCUUCAAAAUUCACUGGGUUUAUACAACAAGAAUGGGUUUUCUUCAGUUGUUUCGCCAGGGAUGUUCAGCGGGCUUAAUACGAUGCAGAGUGGGCCCUCUCCUGGCGGAGGUUUGAAUCUUCCUCAGAUGCAAAGUCAAUAUAUGAAGCCUUAUGUUGUGGCAGAUGUUGUCCAGGGUCGAAUGGCAGGGGGUGGCUUUAAUUCUGAUUACAACUCUAGGGGCUGUGAGCAGUGUUGGAUGACAAAGGAGAGGCCUGUUCCAUUUCAUUGUUGUGUAAACGAUAAGGUUACAUUGGGGUUCAGAGGACCAUCCCCUGCUGGUCCUAUAGAGAGGCCUGUAAAAGCUUCUUCUUGAAGGCUUUCUUUUCUUCAAUUUUUUGAGGCACAGAAUUUGGUGGCCCUAUUCGGUUUUUUGAAAGUUGCUAAAACUUUUUUCUUUUUGGAUUGACAUAUAGACAUGUGAUCAUAUGUAUAACUAUUGAAUUACAUCGGCCUUGGUGGAAAAAGAAAGGUUCGAACCUGGCAUCGCUAUGCAUGCUUGGAAUAGUAAGGAGAAAAUUGGUUAUAGUUUGUGGCAUUUUGACAGGGUCUUUUUUUAUGUACAAUGGUAUAUACGACAAGCAAACACACUCUGGCAAAAGCUCAAAGAUUCUCAGAUAUAGGGGCUGGGAUUUAACCCAGCUUUAAUGUCGGAGGUUUUGAAAGUUUUUUUGGUGGUAUUCUUUUGGACAAGGAAGAAGCUCUGUUCUAUCAGGGUUAUGUAAAACUUUUACAAGUUCAUAUUGUUUAAGGGGAUUCUCCUGUUGAUUUUUGACAGUAAUAAUUAUACAGAUUUUUGACAGUAAUAAUUAUACACACUACUUCCUCACUUCUUUUUAUUAUAUGGUUA
Molecule: messenger RNA, 2043 nt
Organism: Cryptomeria japonica (Japanese cedar)
Lineage: Eukaryota; Viridiplantae; Streptophyta; Pinopsida; Cupressales; Cupressaceae
Exons: 2
Coding region: 331-1509 (392 amino acids)
Source: RefSeq, a predicted model, not a curated record